UGCCCCUCCCUCUUUGAACGCCACAUCCGGGAGACUGCGCCCACUUAGGAGCAGGGGCAGCGGCAACUCUGAUCAACCUAGUGGUGUUGUAGCCCCCGGUGGCUGAAGACUUGGGGGUUUAGAGCAGCUCAGGGCUUUGGAAAGGCUCAAAAGGUGCAGACCUCCUCAGCAGCCAGUCACUGUCAACAGAGAAUGUGCAUGCUGGCCUCCUCCUGCAUGUGCCUUUGACUCAGAUACGCUGCUGUUGACACUUUGGCGACCUCUUCCAUCCUGCUUCCUGGGGAAGCCUGGGUCAGAAUGGGAGACGCCAGAGACAUCUGCCCUCACCUGGACUCCAUAGGGGAGGUGACCAAAGAGGACUUGCUGUUUAAGUCUAAGGGAACCUGCCAGUCAUGUGGUGUCGCUGGACCUAACCUAUGGGCCUGCCUCCAGGUCACCUGCCCCUACGUUGGCUGUGGAGAGUCCUUUGCUGACCACAGCACCAUUCACGCACAGGUGAAAAAGCACAACCUGACUGUGAACCUGACCACGUUCCGGGUGUGGUGCUACGCCUGUGAGCGCGAAGUCUUCCUGGAGCAGCGCCUGGCAGUCCACCUGCCCAGCUCCUCAGCCAAGCUCUCCGAGCAGGACUCCCCACCCCCCUCCCACCCUCUGAAGGCCGUCCCCAUUGCUGUGGCUGAUGAAGGAGAGUCUGAGUCUGAGGACGAUGACCUGAAACCUCGAGGCCUUACAGGCAUGAAGAACCUGGGGAACUCCUGUUACAUGAACGCUGCCCUGCAGGCCUUGUCAAAUUGCCCCCCACUCACCCAGUUCUUCCUGGAGUGUGGUGGCCUGGUGCGCACGGACAAGAAGCCAGCCUUGUGCAGGAGUUACCAGAAGUUGAUCUCUGAGGUCUGGCACAAGAGACGGCCAAGCUAUGUGGUCCCCACCAGCCUGUCCCAUGGGAUCAAGUUGGUCAACCCGAUGUUCCGAGGCUAUGCCCAGCAGGACACCCAGGAGUUUCUACGCUGCCUGAUGGACCAGCUUCAUGAGGAGCUCAAGGAGCCCAUUGUAGCCGCUGUGACAGCACUCAGUGACGCCCGGGACUCAGAUUCCAGUGACACAGAUGAGAGGCGCGAUGGCGACCGGAGCCCGUCAGAGGACGAGUUUCUGUCCUGUGACUCGAGCAGUGACAGGGGCGAGGGUGACGGGCAAGGGCGUGGUGGUGGAGGUAACUCGAAGGCUGAGAUGGAGCUGCUGAUCCCAGAUGAGGCGGGCCGAGCCAUCUCUGAGAAGGAGCGCAUGAAGGACCGCAAGUUCUCCUGGGGCCAGCAGCGCACCAACUCAGAGCAAGUGGAUGAGGAUGCUGAUGUGGACACGGCCAUGGCCUCCCUGGACAACCAACCCAUCGAGACCCAGCCACCAUCACCAAGGCCCACCAGCCCCUGCCGGACCCCAGAGCCAGACAACGAAGCCCACAUCCGCAGCUCCUCUCGCCCCUGCAGCCCCGUCCACCACCAUGAGGGCCACGCCAAGCUGUCCAGCAGCCCCCCUCGUGCAAGCCCUGUGAGGAUGGGGCCGUCGUACGUGCUCAAGAAAGCCCAGGUGCCCAGUGCUGGUGGCCGGAGGCGGAAGGAGCAGAGUUACCGCAGCGUCAUCUCAGACGUCUUCAAUGGCUCUGUCCUCAGCCUGGUGCAGUGUCUCACCUGUGACCGGGUGUCUACCACGGUGGAGACAUUCCAGGACCUGUCAUUGCCCAUCCCUGGCAAGGAAGACCUCGCCAAACUCCACUCUGCCAUCUACCAGAAUGUGCCAGCCAAGCCGGGAGCCUGUGGGGACAGCUACUCCUCCCAGGGCUGGCUGGCCUUCAUCGUGGAGUACAUCCGACGGUUCGUGGUAUCCUGUACCCCCAGCUGGUUUUGGGGGCCUGUCGUCACACUGGAGGACUGCCUGGCUGCUUUCUUUGCUGCUGAUGAGCUGAAGGGUGACAACAUGUACAGCUGUGAGCGGUGUAAGAAGCUUCGGAAUGGUGUGAAGUACUGUAAAGUCCUGUGUCUGCCUGAGAUUCUGUGCGUCCACCUGAAGCGCUUCCGGCAUGAGGUAAUGUACUCCUUCAAAGUCAGCAGCCAUGUCUCCUUCCCCCUCGAGGGACUCGACCUACGCCCUUUUCUGGCCAAGGAAUGCACGUCUCAGGUCACCACGUAUGACCUCCUCUCUGUCAUUUGUCACCAUGGCACAGCAGGCAGCGGGCACUACAUUGCCUAUUGUCAGAAUGUGAUCAAUGGGCAGUGGUAUGAAUUCGAUGAUCAGUAUGUCACCGAGGUCCAUGAGACGGUGGUGCAGAAUGUGGAGGCCUACGUGCUCUUCUACAGGAAGAGCAGCGAGGAGGCCAUGCGCGAGCGGCAGCAGGUGGUGUCCCUGGCUGCCAUGCGGGAGCCCAGCCUGCUGCGGUUCUAUGUGUCUCGAGAAUGGCUGAACAAGUUCAACACCUUUGCAGAGCCAGGGCCCAUCACCAACCACACCUUCCUGUGCUCGCACGGAGGAAUCCCACCCAACAAAUACCACUACAUCGAUGACCUGGUGGUCAUCCUGCCACAGAGCGUCUGGGAGCACCUGUAUGUCAGGUUUGGGGGCGGCCCUGCUGUGAAUCAUCUGUUCGUGUGCUCCAUCUGCCAGGUGGAGAUCGAGGCCCUGGCCAAGCGCAGGAGGGUGGAGAUUGACACUUUCAUCAAGCUGAACAAGGCGUUCCAAGCUGAGGAGUCUCCCGGAGUCAUCUACUGCAUCAGCAUGCACUGGUUCCGAGAGUGGGAGGCUUUCGUCAAGGGGAAGGACAGCGAGCCUCCUGGGCCCAUCGACAACAGCAGGAUCGCUCAGGUCAAAGGCAGUGGCCAUAUCCAGCUAAAGCAGGGGGCUGAUUAUGGGCAGAUUUCCGAGGAGACCUGGACCUAUCUGAACAGCCUGUAUGGGGGUGGCCCUGAGAUCGCCAUCCGGCAGAGUGUAGCCCAGCUCCCAGACCCAGAGAGCUUGCAUGGAGAGCAAAAGAUCGAGGCUGAGACCCGGGCUGUGUGACUGGGGCCAGGCUGAGUGGCUGUGGCUGGUCCUACUCCCUCUCCAGACAGCCCUGCAUCCCUCUGAAGGCUGCGUCCUGCUGAGUGUCGUUGUCCCUGAAGGCUGGUACUUGCCGUUCCCCGAGGGUGUGUCUGCCCUGCAGCUGUGCUGCUGUGUGCUGGCGCAGAGGCCAAGUGCGGCUGGUCCGUCUGCCAGGAGAGAUGCUGUGCUGGGAAAUAUAUUCUCUCAGACUUGGAGGACUCUGACGUCAUCACCAUGUCCCCAAACCUGCCCUCUUGCUAGCUUGGGCCCAGCUUUUGUCCCAGGAGCCCCAUGCUGCCCCUCAGCCCAUGCUGGCCCCUGGGAUGGGGUGCUGGGAGUGGCUGCCACUUCUGGGGUGUUUUCUGCUGUGUACUGGGUCCAACACCUUAGCGACUCACAGAGGUAGAUUUCCAUGCCCAGGGGGGCAGGAUGGUUGUGAGGGGCUCUGCAUGUUGGCCAGCAGCCCCUCACAUCAUGUUGGUUACCGGAGUCCCCUGGAGGUGCAGGCCGCCCGUGUGUGUUAUUGACUAUAGAAACAGGACUCGUGGUUGGAAUGGAACGUGGGCAGUUGAGACUUGGAGAGGACCUACCACCUUGUCUGCUGAGCCGCUGGCAGAUUGGGUGUCAUCUGCCCUGUGGGGUGGCUCCUGAGCCCCUGUGGGGUGGGGUGAAACAGAUACCUCAUGCGCUAGUGCACUGUUGGUUGCUCGCUCAGCUUCCUGUGUAGCCUAGAGUGACCCUGAUCCCCAACACCCCACACCCCCACACCUCCCCCAGCCUUGGUGUCUAGGGCCACCUCUGGGGAGGUGAUCUGUGGCCACUCACACAGGCACUUGCCCAGAGGGUCCUGCAAGGCCACUGCAGAGGUACUGGGACCCCCUGAGCCUAGAGAGGCUGUCCUGUUUCUGGGGUCCUUGAGAAGUCUGGACAGAACAUUUAGGGCAAGAUUUUCAAAGUCUGGGGUGGUGAGGGAUCCCGGGACCAAGAGGUCUCCAGAGGGCAGUGACCUCCAGGCUCUGCAGAAGUGGGCGCCAGCAGCCCAGGUCUAGGCAUUUGCUGUCCCCUAGACCUACUUCUUCCCGCUGAGGUGGCAUGCAGCCCCUGGCCAGCUGCUACUGGGACUUGCCCUGCUGGCUGCCAUCUCUUGACGCCUCUGCUGAGAGCCCUUGGCUCCUUGCACUACUGUGGUGCAGUCUGGUUUGUGUUGAGAAUGUCACAAUAAACAUGCAUUCCUCCCCUGC
Molecule: messenger RNA, 4310 nt
Organism: Peromyscus maniculatus bairdii (prairie deer mouse)
Lineage: Eukaryota; Metazoa; Chordata; Mammalia; Rodentia; Cricetidae
Gene: Usp20
Product: ubiquitin specific peptidase 20
Biological process (GO): protein deubiquitination
Molecular function (GO): cysteine-type deubiquitinase activity; zinc ion binding
Source: RefSeq, a predicted model, not a curated record